Eriocheir sinensis (Chinese mitten crab) is the source of this 1377-nucleotide messenger RNA. RefSeq names its product nucleoside diphosphate kinase 6-like. The transcript has 4 exons. The record is from RefSeq and is a predicted model, not a curated record. Bases 158 to 676 code for a protein of 172 amino acids. Gene Ontology annotation, molecular function: nucleoside diphosphate kinase activity. Gene Ontology annotation, biological process: CTP biosynthetic process; UTP biosynthetic process; GTP biosynthetic process. Lineage: Eukaryota; Metazoa; Arthropoda; Malacostraca; Decapoda; Varunidae.
UCUGUGAGUAUCUGUGAGUUGAAGAGACCAAGCCCAGGGCCAAGCUGCAUGUCAACAAGGGGAGGCGCCGGGAUUGUGUUCCACGAGCCUGUCAGCAUCACCAGGCAGCACGACGCGUACGGAACAAGUCUACAGGUCCUGUCAAGACGAGAGGUCAAUGGCCAGGCGCCUGCAGUUGACCUUGGCGCUGCUGAAGCCUGACGUGACCCGUGUGCCCUACGUGGUGAAGGCAAUAAGGAAGGCAGUAAUUGAUGAAGAUUUCCUUGUUGUGCGGCACAAACAAGUUCAGUUAUGUCGGCAGGAUACAGAGGAAUUUUAUAAAGAACACAAAGGGAAGUUUUUCUACAACAGACUUGUAACCUUUAUGGCAAGUGGACCCACUCAGGCACUAAUCCUUGCCCAUGAGGACGCCAUUAGUCGGUGGCGCACCUUGAUGGGGCCCACCAAGGUGUACAAGACUAAGUAUGAGGCCCCCAACACCCUCAGAGGGCUCUAUGGCCUCUCGGACACCCGCAACUCACUUCAUGGCUCAGAUGGAGAAGAGAAUGCAGCAAAAGAAAUCAAGUUUUUCUUUCCUGAAUUUCCAUUUCAAGACUGGUACAAGCUUGAGGAAGAGAGGUUUAGAAGAAGACAAAUAUGUUUAGAUGAAAAAGAAUUUGUCCAUAGAUUAUUAUGACUAAAGCAGAUAUUAUUUAAUCGAAGAUUGGGCUUGGGUAACCAAGACUGAUCUUUUCGCAAAAAGCACAAUAUGUAAAGGCAGUAUUAUUACUUGUGUUCAUGUACAAGUUCCUUUUCUGUUUUGGGAAGCCCAUGACUAUUUGUUCAGGUAAGGAAAUGGAAAAAAAUGUCAGCGUAGUGUGUGGUUGCUUACCUUGGUUGUAGCAGAUGAAAGCGAAAUUGUUUGUGGAGUGACUUAAGGAAGAGUGUGAACCAUAGAGUGAAUUUAAGUAUAAAGUUUAUUCACAAGACAGGACUACAAUUUAAGGCCUACAGUAAGUCAUAAGUCUAAUAUAAUUUUUGGCACAUAUGUUUGGCUUAUCAUUUUCUGGUUAUUCAACUCAGAAAUUUCUUCCAAAUUGCUAUUUGAUAUUUUUCAAGUGACAAAAUUGGUCCAUAUCUACGAAAAUACUUAUUAGGAGUAUUUUGAAAUGCUCUCUAUUGCUAAUUAAAGUAUUAAGACAAAAUAUGCAGUGGGGACUAUGCAGCUGCAGUGAACAUAAUUAUAACUGCAGUAAACUUCAUUGUAGUGUGAUGUUUGUUAAUAAUGGGUUAAGGGUAACCAGGAAACAAGUCUCUGUAAAUACAUCAAUUUAUCCAAAUAAAAGUCAGACUUUAAUAUUGCAACCCAUUAUUGACAAAGAGUUCGAGAGUCGCUGU